Penicillium salamii is the source of this 780-nucleotide messenger RNA. The record is from the annotation of a GenBank genome assembly. NCBI's taxonomy places the organism in Eukaryota, Fungi, Ascomycota, Eurotiomycetes, Eurotiales, Aspergillaceae.
AUGAAGCUUAACGUUUCCUACCCGGCCAAUGGGUCGCAGAAGAUCAUCGAGGUCGACGAUGAGCGCAAGCUCCGUCCCUUCAUGGAAAAGCGCAUGGGCACCGAAGUUGCCGGUGACGCUCUCGGCGACGAGUUCAAGGGUUACAUCUUCAAGAUUACCGGUGGUAACGACAAGCAGGGUUUCCCCAUGAAGCAGGGUGUUCUCCUCCCCACCCGUACCCGUCUGCUCCUCGCCGACGGCCACAGCUGCUACCGCCCCCGCCGCACCGGUGAGCGCAAGCGCAAGUCCGUCCGUGGUGCCAUCACCGGUCUGGACCUUGCCGUUCUCGCUCUCUCCAUCGUCAAGCAGGGCGAGGGCGAGCUCCCCGGUCUCACCGACACCGUCGUUCCCAAGCGUCUCGGCCCCAAGCGUGCCACCAAGAUCCGUCGCUUCUUCGGUCUCGACAAGAAGGACGACGUCCGCAAGUUCGUCAUCCGCCGUACCGUCACCAAGGAGGGCAAGCAAGACUACACCAAGGCCCCCAAGAUCCAGCGUCUGGUUACCCCCCAGCGCCUCCAGCGCAAGCGCCAGCGCGUUGCCAUCAAGCGCCGCCGUGCUGAGUCUGCUCGUGACGCUGCCUCCUUGCCAACCGUGUCCACGAGGAGAAGGCCAAGCGUGAUGAGCUCCGCAAGCGGAGAGCUUCCUCCAUGCGGAAGUAAACUUCCAGACCCGCGGUUUUAUGAUUUCGUUCUGCGGCGAUGGGGUUUAAUGGAGGAGCUUCACGUCUUUGGGAUGAUUUGA